This is a messenger RNA of Emiliania huxleyi CCMP1516, 1451 nucleotides long. RefSeq lists its product as hypothetical. The transcript is spliced from 4 exons. The annotation marks the transcript as partial. The record is from RefSeq and is a predicted model, not a curated record. NCBI's taxonomy places the organism in Eukaryota, Haptophyta, Isochrysidales, Noelaerhabdaceae.
CGCCGCUCUCUGCCUCGCUUCUCUGCGGUGGGCCACGAGCCGCUCGAGCCGUCGGUCGCUCGCGGCCUCUCCCGCGCGGCGAUCGAGGACGGCACCGCGCGGCUGCCGCCCUUUGAGCCGGCCGAGCUGCCGCCCGCCGCCGGGCUGCCGCCGCUGAUGCUCUCGUUCGGUCCGUCCGGCAAGCUCACCGGCCAGCUGGUGGCCGUGCAGGUGGACGAGGGGCGGUGGGCGGAGCUCUCCCUCUCGCGCUCCAAGGCGGCCAGCUUCGCGCUGCGGCACGAGGACGUGGUCUACGAGCUCGCCGCGCAGGUGACGCGGGCUCCGGCUGACUUCCACCGCACACGGCUGGUGACGCUGCUGCCGCGGUACGUGCUCCUCAACUCGACGCCCUUCGACCUCGUCGUCGGGCAGGCCGGGCACGACGCCUGGUUCCUGAUGCCGCGCCACCGGCCGCACUCGCCCGCGCAGCGUCUCGUCUGGCACUGGCCUUCCGCGAGGCACAAGCGGCGGCUCUGCGUCAAGGUGCUCGACGCCGACGGCUCAGAGUGGCUCCCGUGCGCGCCCUUCAAGCUCGGCGGCGGCGGCGGCGCCAGCUCGGGCCUGCGCUGCCUGAUCAAGUCGAGGCACCCCUCCGAGCCGCGCAAGCUGCGCGUGCUCGGCGUGCACCUCGAGGUGGUCGACGGCGUCUGCUUCGUCAAGCUCUGCGAGGCGCGCGCGCACGAGAUGCCGCUGAUGAUCUCGAACAACACAUCGGCGCCGAUCCGCGCCGUGCAGUCGAGAGGGGGGGGGGAGCGUGUGAGCCGCGCCUCUUCACACCCGCCGCGGGUGAGUAGGCGCCGAUCCGCAUCCUGCAGUCGCAGCCCGGUCGCACACUCCUCGGCCAACCCUCGCCCGCCGACAAAGCAAGCGCAGAGGAGGCGCGCUCCGUGCGCGCCUCGCUCUCCGCCGCCGCCGCGCCGCCGCGCCUCGCCGCCGCCGCCCCGCCCGCGCGCGCCCGCCGCGGCUGGCGGCGCCAUUUCGACGUGCCGGCCCUGUUUGGGGCGAGGGAGCGCACGGAGGGGGAGGCGCCGCCGUGGCGCGGCGCGGGCGGCGCGGCGGGCGGGGAGAGGCGAGGCGGGGGGGGUGGAGGGGGAGGGGGCGGGCGCUCGCUGCCUCCGCUCGACCUUCCGCCGAGUGGGGGGGCGGCCGAGGCGGUGGCGGAGGGGGCCCGCGGGGCGGCCGGGGCGGCGCCGCCGCCGUCCCGGGCCGGCGCGGCGGCGACGGCGGUGCAGGCGUCCUUGCGCGGCCUUUUGGCGAGGCGCACGCUUGCGGCGUCUCGCAGGGUGGCGGCGGCGACGGCGCUGCAGGCGGCGGUGCGCGGCCGGCUCGCCCGCCGCACGCUCGCCUCGACGCUGGGCGCCGACGUUCGCGGCGUCGCCGAGUCGCUGCGCGAGCAGGCGACGCCGCGCUAG